CUUGGCGGCUGGCGGCUGUCCUGCGGGCAGGCACCGGUAGCGGCGGGUGUCCCGCUCCGCCGGCCCAGCUCCCGCGGAAUCCCCGGCUGGUCCGGGCCGGAGUGCCGCACUCACGGCGGCUCCGUCGCAGGCACGGAGCGAGGAGCAGCCCGCGUCCUCCGAGGUCAGCGUCAUGAGGAGCCUGCCGUUCUUCUGCCGAGGUCAGGUGGUGCGUGGCUUCGGCCGCGGCUCCAAGCAACUGGGCAUCCCCACAGCCAAUUUUCCUGAACAAGUAGUAGACAAUCUUCCAGCUGAUGUGUCCACUGGCAUCUAUUACGGCUGGGCCAGCGUUGGGAGUGGAGAGGUCCAUAAAAUGGUGGUGAGCAUAGGAUGGAAUCCAUACUACAAGAAUGUGAAGAAGUCCAUGGAAACCCAUAUCAUCCAUACCUUCAAAGAGGACUUUUAUGGGGAGAUUCUCAAUGUGGCCAUUGUUGGCUACCUCAGACCUGAAAAGAACUUUGAUUCUUUAGAGUCACUUAUUUCUGCGAUUCAAGGUGAUAUUGAAGAAGCUAAAAAACAACUGGAUAUACCAGAACAUUUGAAACUCAAAGAUGACAAUUUCUUCCAAGUUUCUAAAAGCAAAAUUAUGAAUGGCCACUGAUGAAAAGUCUCGUAGCUGCCCACCCACUAGUGUCUCAGCGCUUCUGAUACAGUCUCAUCUUGAUCACAGUUUAAAUCAAGCGUUUCCUUGUAGCUGUCAAGGGGUCUCCAGCAGUUAACUCCAUCAUGUUGCAUAGAAAAAGAUUCAUUCAGAAAUCAAGGCUUUAAAUGUAAUGUGUUGAUUAAAGUGUAGCACUAGAAAGCUAGUGUCUUGUAAUGAAAAUAAAGUCUGUGAGUGUGGGUGGAAAAGCAAGUUACUAAGGAAAAUGAGGACUGGCCAUAGUUCUUGUGACCAUGUGUGCUGGCACUGGCAAGCCUGACAAGCAUGGACUGCUGAACAGACGCUUUCCAGGAAACGCACCACUUACACAGCUUAGCCAAGGAGGGAAAUCUAUUACUUUGUGCAUUAAUAUAUUUUUACAGUCCUUCAAA
Rattus rattus (black rat) is the source of this 1071-nucleotide messenger RNA. Its product is annotated as riboflavin kinase. Gene Ontology annotation, molecular function: riboflavin kinase activity. The transcript has a single exon. Gene Ontology annotation, cellular component: mitochondrion. Lineage: Eukaryota; Metazoa; Chordata; Mammalia; Rodentia; Muridae. Gene Ontology annotation, biological process: riboflavin biosynthetic process; FMN biosynthetic process. Bases 173 to 640 code for a protein of 155 amino acids. The record is from RefSeq and is a predicted model, not a curated record.